Saccostrea cuccullata (small rock oyster) is the source of this 973-nucleotide messenger RNA. RefSeq names its product ankyrin repeat and SOCS box protein 8-like. Gene Ontology annotation, molecular function: protein binding. The transcript has 3 exons. Bases 102 to 959 code for a protein of 285 amino acids. The record is from RefSeq and is a predicted model, not a curated record. Lineage: Eukaryota; Metazoa; Mollusca; Bivalvia; Ostreida; Ostreidae. Gene Ontology annotation, biological process: protein ubiquitination; positive regulation of protein catabolic process.
CGCACCUCUGCUGACAUUGUUGAUAUUUGAGGAUCACGUGACCUGGUGUUCAUAUUGUGUUAAGAUGGCCAACCACCUGCUGACUCUAUGUUACAACUAGUAUGUGGUAUAUUAUGGAGAAAACUCAGACAAUGCUGGAUUUAUCAGAACGCCUAAUUCGAAGUAUAUCUAGCUGGCACAGUUAUGGAGUCUAUGAAGAUUCUGAAAGCAUUGAAGAGCUCAUUAAUUUAGGAGCAGAUGUCAAUCAUCUUCAUGGCACAGUUCUUCCUCUACAUUGUGCAUGUAUGGUCUCUGAUGUGGAAAGUCUUCUUAUUUUGAUACGUAAUGGUGCCAAUAUAAAUCUUCAGGAUGGAUAUGGAAGAAGGGCUAUUCACUAUGCUGCUGAGAAAAAUUCUGAAUGUACAGAAGUUCUUGUAAAGCAUGGAUCAAGCAUCAAUGCUGGAGAUGCUAAUCAAGAUACAGCACUCCACUGGGCUGUGUUUAAAAAUAAUGAACCUUGUGUUAAACUACUGCUAGAAAAGGGAGCAAUCGUAGAUGCCAGAGACUACAAUGAGGACACACCUCUCAGCUGGGCAGCACGAAAAGGAAACAUUGAAGUGAUGAGAUUAUUGUUAGAUUAUAAUGCAUCUGUAAAUCUUCGCAAUGCAAAUGGAGAGACUCCGAUCUCGCGAACUUUACAUUUACAAAAUAUUGGUUUAAAUACAACUUCAGAUGAUGCCUGUUUAGAGCUUCUAUUUUUGGCUGGAGGAAAAAUUGAAUAUAAACAUCAAAAUAUUAAGCACACAAACAGCAAUGAGACUUUGAAAUGUAUUGUGAAAUAUUCAACUAAUGUACGAAGUCUGCGAGAUCUAAGCAUAUAUACAGUACGUUCUUCUCUAGGUUAUCAGUAUUUGCCUAAAAUAGUUGAGAAGCUGCCCAUUCCAUAUCAAAUUAAAAAAAUUGUUCUCCUAAAGAAAUAAAGUAUGGAUUCAGA